AUGGCCGAGACAGUCCUUGCGAGCGACGCUGCCCACCCAUUUACUGCUUCAGUCGUGCCAGUCAUGGUUCUAACGCGACUUUUAGACCACCACGAGCGCUCUGGUCGCAGACGGCCGUUUUCUACUUGGGUCAAGAAGCUCGCAAACUUCAAAAACGGUUCCUCUUCUUCCGAUUCCAACAAACACCAGCAUCCUAAACGCGAUCACGUUUCCAAGGAGUCCAAGAAGAAGCCGUCCAAGCAGAACAACCCAUAUCCACAGUCCGGGCGCAUCGUGCCACCGCACCACCACAGCCAGCCAUCGCUUUCUACCACGCACACUGGCGUCACAACCAAUUUUUCAGAUGGCCAGAGUCAGACAUCACUCCAGUCCUCAGUCGAUGGCGCCGCGCCUCCAACAGCUGGAGGCCUCUCUGUAGCCGGCACCGACAACGAAGCUUCGCAGUCUAUUAUGGCGCCGUCACAAAUGACUGCUUCUAUAGCAGGCACAAGCAGGACAGCCAACGGUAGAAAGGGAGGAGACAGUACUUUCUCGUCGCCGGCACCCUCGGUGCGAUCACUUACUACCACUCUCACCACUAUUCAGUCUGUGGGAGUGAAUCAGAACGCAAACCAGCCUCAGCCAUCUUCUCAUCACCAGAACAGCAACUCGCAAAACAUCCAAUUCAGUCAGCCAUUCCCGACAGCGUCGCCAGCGUCCGCCAUACCUGCACAUCUAGCUCCACAUGGGGCCUCGGGGCAUCCAACCACAUAUCAAAUGGCUACUGCCAACAAUCUACUGUCAGACAAUGCUUCCAUACUUACGUUGGCCUCCUCCAGCAAGCGGAGAAGACGAAGGUCAUUUGACACUGAUGCCUCGGUUCGAGCAAUGGCUCCAUCUUCACUAUGGGGAGGUUCCCGCGAAAGCCUGCCCUUGAGUGUUCUCAGUGCCAACAUAGAUGGAGUUCCAACCACACCCGGAUUGCACCAAACUACAUCGAGAAUGGCAGCGAACAACGAGCGCAAUAGUAUGUACUCGACCACGGGUAUUGCAGCUGCCCUUCCAAGCGAGAGGAACAGCUUAUACACAAAACAGAGCAUCGCUGGCGACGGAGCCAGCGUGCGUAGUGGAUUCCUUGGACACGGAAGAGCUGAUAGUAUCAACGGAAGUGUCGUCGGCGUCACUAGCCCUCUUGUAAGCCCUCGAGAGGUAUCCGAGAAAGGCGCCGCUACAGAAAAGGACCCAACUGUCGGGUCAGCGAGUCAAGACAAAAUUCAAGAGAAGGAGUAA
Messenger RNA from Pestalotiopsis fici W106-1, 1269 nucleotides. RefSeq lists its product as uncharacterized. The record is from RefSeq and is a predicted model, not a curated record. The transcript is spliced from 2 exons. The coding region runs from base 1 to 1269 and encodes 422 amino acids. NCBI's taxonomy places the organism in Eukaryota, Fungi, Ascomycota, Sordariomycetes, Amphisphaeriales, Sporocadaceae.